UGAAAACUAGAGGAGGGCGAAGGAAGCGAGGCGCGUCGCUCCUGGGGAGAGGAGGGCAGUGCGGAGCCGGGCGCGGGCAGAGGCGGCUCGGGCCGCCGAGAGGAGGGAGCGCGGCGCAAGAGGAGGGGCUUGCGGCCCCGUAGAAAUGUCAAUCAGAGCCCGGAGCCCCGGGAAUCUCCGCCAAUCUGUUCGGACCUGACCUGGCUCCUCGCCGCUGCCGAGCAGAUCGAUAGGCGAACGCGGAGCGCAGCGCAGCGCGGCCCCAGCCCGGCCCAACCCCCGAUGCGCGCCGGAGCCCGCGGGCGGCGCUGAGCAGGGCGGCCCCGGAGGCCGGGCCCCCUCUCUGUCCGUGCCCCGCGGGCCACCAUGUCCUUCCCUCAGCUCGGAUACCAGUACAUCCGCCCGCUCUACCCGCCCGAGCGCCCGGGAGCUGCCGCUGCCGCUGCCGCGGCCGGCGGCGGCAGUGGUGGCGGCGGUGGCGGCGGCGGCGCGGGGGCCCGGGGUGGCCCGAGCGCCGGAGCCUCGGAACUGGCCGCCUCCGGCUCCCUCUCCAACGUGCUCUCGUCCGUGUAUGGAGCGCCCUACGCCGCGGCCGCUGCGGCGGCAGCCGCCGCCCAAGGCUACGGCGCCUUCCUGCCCUACGCUACGGAGCUGCCCAUCUUCCCGCAACUGGGCGCGCAGUACGAGCUGAAGGACAGUCCCGGAGUGCAACACCCGGCCGCAGCCGCCGCGUUUCCGCACCCGCACCCCGCCUUCUACCCGUACGGCCAGUAUCAGUUCGGGGACCCGUCCCGUCCCAAGAACGCCACCCGGGAGAGCACCAGCACGCUCAAGGCCUGGCUCAACGAGCACCGCAAGAACCCCUACCCCACCAAGGGCGAGAAGAUCAUGCUGGCCAUCAUCACCAAGAUGACCCUCACCCAGGUGUCCACCUGGUUCGCCAACGCGCGCCGGCGCCUCAAGAAGGAGAACAAGAUGACGUGGGCGCCCCGCAGUCGCACGGACGAGGAGGGCAACGCGUACGGGAGCGAGCGCGAAGAGGAGGACGAGGAGGAGGACGAGGAAGACAGCAAACGCGAGCUGGAGCUGGAGGAGGAGGAGCUCGGGGGGGAGGAGGAGGACACGGGGGGCGAGGGCCUGGCGGAGGACGACGAAGACGAGGAGAUCGACUUGGAGAACUUGGACGGCGCGUCGGCCGGGCCUGAGUUGGCCCUGGCUGGGGCUGCGCGCAGGGACGGCGAUCUCGGCCUGGGGCCCAUUUCGGAUUCCAAAAACAGCGACUCGGAAGACGGCUCCGAGGGUCUGGAGGACCGGCCCCUAGCGGUUCUGAGUCUGGCCCCGGCGCCGCCGCUGGUGGCCACGGCUCCGCCGUCCCCACCCUUGCCCCACUCCGGCCUGGACUCCUGCGCUCCGGCUCCGGCGCCUGCCUCCGCCCUGCAGAAGCCCAAGAUCUGGUCCCUGGCCGAGACCGCCACAAGUCCGGACAACCCGCGCCGCUCGCCUCCCGGCGCUGGAGGUUCUCCCCCUGGCGCAGCCGUCGCACCCCCGGCCCUUCAGCUCUCCCCGGCGGCCGCUGCGGCGGCAGCGCACAGACUGGUCUCGGCGCCGCUGGGCAAAUUCCCUGCUUGGACCAACAGACCGUUCCCGGGCCCGCCGCCUGGUCCACGCCCGCACCCGCUCUCCUUGCUCGGUUCGGGUCCUCCGCACCUGCUGGGACUUCCUGGAGCCGCGGGCCACCCGGCCGCCGCCGCAGCUUUCGCUCGACCCACGGAACCCGAAGGCGGAACAGGUGACUGCAGAGCGUGGGGCGCGAAGGAGGGUAUCGCAGUAGUGCCUUGGAAGUGGAGAAGAAGUUACUUAAGACAGCUUUCCAGCCCGUGCCCAGGCGGCCUCAGAACCACUUGGACGCUGCUCUGGUUUUAUCGGCUCUCUCCUCCUCCUAGUUUUUUUUUUUUUUAAGAAAUUAAAAUCGGUGUAAUAAUUGUAAAAAAAAUCGUUCUGUAUAGUUACAACUUGUAAGCAUGUCCGUGUAUUAAUUCCUAAAAAAAGGAAAGAGAGAAAGAAAGAACUAAACAAAAGGAAACAAAAAUGAAAUAAAGCCAGUGGCCUGGAGCCCUCCGCGCUCGCUUCUGUGCCACCUUAGCUGCGGUUGUGAGCUUUGUCUGUUGCGUUGAUUUUUGGGGGUGGGGGAGUGAAGUUUCCGUGAGAAUUAAGCGUGUCUGACUUGUUUUGUAUAUACGAAAAAAUGUACAUAUGUGUGAACCAAAUUGUACAAGAAAGUAUCUAUUUUUGGCUAAAUAAAUGAGCUGUUGCCACUUUGACUAUAA
This is a messenger RNA of Ochotona princeps (American pika), 2327 nucleotides long. RefSeq names its product iroquois homeobox 3 (gene IRX3). Gene Ontology annotation, biological process: neuron differentiation; cell development; regulation of transcription by RNA polymerase II. Gene Ontology annotation, cellular component: nucleus. Gene Ontology annotation, molecular function: RNA polymerase II cis-regulatory region sequence-specific DNA binding; DNA-binding transcription factor activity, RNA polymerase II-specific. The transcript has 4 exons. NCBI's taxonomy places the organism in Eukaryota, Metazoa, Chordata, Mammalia, Lagomorpha, Ochotonidae. Bases 367 to 1959 code for a protein of 530 amino acids. The record is from RefSeq and is a predicted model, not a curated record.